AUGGGUGGAGGCUGCCACCACUCGACUGGUGGAUAUACAUACCCUCGCUUUGCCGACAAGCCCGUUGGUGUUCCCAAGGCCAGCAUUCUCAAAGGUCGCAUCGAACCAUUCUACAAAGCAGGCCAGUACGAAAAGGUCAACCUUCUAGCAAACCUACACAAUGCUUCGUACUCUGGCAAACCCCAUGUCCAGCUCUUUGUUUGGGACGCACCCGGCCAGGAACGUCCGAGCUUCAAGGAGGCUACAUCUCAUGAGUUCAAAGAGACCCACGUCGGCGCCUCGUUUGGUCCGUCUUGGUCAACCCACUGGUUUAAAGUGAUUCUGAAGAUCCCUUCGGAUAUUGCCAAGGACGAAUUGCUCGAACUCCACUGGGAUGCCAACAACGAAGGCCUCAUUUGGACCGACAAAGGAGUGCCCCUCCACGGCCUGACGGGUGGCGGCGAGCGAGUCGAAUGGGUAAUUCCCAAGGAGUUUCGCGAUGGGAAGGAGCACACCAUCUACAUCGAGAUGGCCUGCAACGGCAUGUUUGGCAAUGCACCCUCUGGCCAGGGAAGCAUCGCGCCUCCUGACCCUAACAAGUAUUACACCCUUAGUAAGGUCAACAUUGUGUCUGUCAAUUUCCAGGCCCGCAUGCUGCACUUUGACAUGUGGGAGCUGGGGGACGCUGCUCGUGAGCUGCCCGAGAACUCGGCCGAGCAAAACCAAGCGCUCUCUGUUGCCAUGAAGGUCAUCAAUACCUUCCAGGUCGACAACCAAGAAUCCAUUCUGGAGUGCCGGAAAAUUGCCCAGGAGAUCCUUGGUCCGGAUAUCGACUCCCACCGCGUGUACGAGACUGGAAAAGACCCUGUCGUCUUCGGAAUAGGCAAUUGUCACAUCGACACCUGCUGGUUGUGGCCCUGGGCUGAGACCAAGCGUAAGGUAGUGCGCUCGUGGUCUAACCAGUGUGACCUAAUGGAGAGAUACCCCGAGGCUACGUUUGCAUGCUCCCAGGCCCAGCAGUUCAAGUGGCUUAAGCAGUACUACCCAGCUACUUUUGAUCGCGUCAAGACCAAGGUCGAGGAAGGCCAGUUCAUUCCCAUUGGUGGCAGCUGGGUUGAACACGAUACAAACAUGCCCAGCGGAGAGUCUCUAUCCCGUCAGUUUUUCUACGGCCAGCGUCUGUUUGAGAGGGAGUUUGGAUUUCGCUGCCGGACCUUUUGGUUGCCGGACACAUUCGGUUAUUCAAGUCAGAUCCCGCAGCUCUCACGACUGGCCGGUAUGGACCGCUUCAUGACACAGAAGCUCAGCUGGAACAACAUCAACAGCUUCCCCCACACCACCUUCAUGUGGGUGAGCCCCGAUGGAAGCCAGGUCAUAUGCCAUAUGCCACCGUCCGAGACGUACACUGCUGAAGCAAACUUUGGCGAUAUAAAACGGAGUAUCACGCAGCACAAGACUAUGAGGACCGACAGCUCUUCGCUGCUUCUUUUCGGAAAGGGUGACGGCGGCGGUGGACCGACCUGGCAGCAGUUUGAGAAGCUGCGACGUUGUGCAGGCAUCAGCAACACAGUUGGGGGAAUUCCCAAAGUGAAGCUCGGACACACUGUCGACGACUUCUUUGACCGCCUUGCACCCAAGGCUGCAGAGUUUCCGACAUGGCAUGGCGAGCUGUACUUUGAGCUCCACCGUGGCACAUACACGACGCAGGCUAACAACAAGCUCAACAACCGCAAGGCCGAGGUCAUGCUUAGAGACAUUGAACAGCUUGCCACUGUGGCUUCAGUAACCUCGGGCUCGUACAAGUACCCCACUGACGUUAUUGACAGCAUGUGGGAAGCUGUGCUACUAUGCCAGUUCCACGACUGUUUGCCUGGGAGCUGCAUCGAAAUGUGCUACGAUGACUCAGACAAGCUUUAUGCAUAUGUUUUCAAGAAGGGCGCUACACUCCUAAAGGAGCUGUAUGCCUUCCUUGGCGUCUCUACAGCUAAUUCGGAGUCCUCCGCAUGUCCCGUCGUGCUCAACACACUUCCCUGGCAUCGCAAGGAGCUUGUCGAGGUUUCCGACACAGAUGUCCGCGUUGCCUGCGGCGACGGCAAUGUGCUCCCUCUGAGGAGCUUCCGUCAGCAGGACAGCCCAGCAGUCACCGUCCAGAAGACAGCCGAUGAAGAGUUUGUUCUGGAGAAUGAUCAGCUUCGAGUUGUCGUGAGAAAGGGUAUCAUCACGUCGAUUUAUGACCGUGCCAACGAGCGUGAGGUGAUCGAGGCCGGCGGUGAAGCCAACAAGUUUGUUAUCUUUGACGACAUCCCUUUAUACUGGCAAGCAUGGGAUGUCGAGGUAUACCACCUCGACACCAAGCGACAGCUCAAGUACGGGUCUACCAAGAUCUACGAGCAGAAGCCGCACAAGGUCACCUUGGUGACGGACAUUUCCAUCAGCAAAAAGAGUUCUCUAAAGUCGUACAUCACGCUGUCAGCCUCUUUCAAGAGACAAUCAGCACAGAUUGACUGCGCCGCCGAGGUAGAAUGGCACGAGGACUGCAAGUUCCUCAAGGUCGAGUUCCCCGUCGACAUUGUCAACACUGAGGCAUCGUACGAGACCGCAUACAGCAUCACGAAGCGGCCCACACACUACAACACAAGCUGGGACAUGGCCAAGUUCGAGGUAUGCUGCCACAAGUUUGCCGACCUGUCAGAGCAUAACUACGGCGUGUCCAUCCUCAAUGAUAGCAAGUAUGGCUUCGCCACGGCCGGUAAGAUGAUGCGUCUGUCGCUUCUGCGGGCGCCCAAGGCCCCCAACGCCCACGCUGACAUGGGCCAUCACUCGAUCCGCUGGGCCAUCCUCCCGCACAAAGGCCCCCUCUCGUCGGAGACGGUCAGGGCGGCGUAUGCCUUUAACAACCCGCUCAAGCUGUGCUCGGGAUCUGAGGCUGCCCUUGCCAGCAACUCAUCGUGCCCUAUCCAUUUAGUCAACCAAGACGAAUCUAACUCUCUGAUACUGGACGUCAUCAAACGUGCGCACGACGAUGAGGACAUCAGCAGCAGUAGCGGUGAGGAUCGGCGCAUGCGCACCAAUUCGGGCCGCAACAUCAUCGUGCGCGUCUACGAGUCUCUAGGCGGCCACAGUCGGGGUACCAUCCAGUCCCAGUUCGAUGUGAAGCGCGCAGCGAAGGUCAACAUACUGGAGGAUGAGCUAGAAGAGGUGCACGUGAAGGAUGGCAAGAUCUCCAUCAAGCUCCGGCCAUUUGAGGUGGCAACUUUCAAGCUGGAGGUGUAA
Geosmithia morbida is the source of this 3252-nucleotide messenger RNA. RefSeq names its product alpha-mannosidase. Gene Ontology annotation, biological process: mannose metabolic process; oligosaccharide catabolic process. The record is from RefSeq and is a predicted model, not a curated record. Gene Ontology annotation, cellular component: fungal-type vacuole membrane. The transcript is spliced from 3 exons. Gene Ontology annotation, molecular function: alpha-mannosidase activity; carbohydrate binding. The coding region runs from base 1 to 3252 and encodes 1083 amino acids. NCBI's taxonomy places the organism in Eukaryota, Fungi, Ascomycota, Sordariomycetes, Hypocreales, Bionectriaceae.